This is a messenger RNA of Eptesicus fuscus (big brown bat), 4138 nucleotides long. It is a transcript of the gene PIGO, whose product is annotated as phosphatidylinositol glycan anchor biosynthesis class O. NCBI's taxonomy places the organism in Eukaryota, Metazoa, Chordata, Mammalia, Chiroptera, Vespertilionidae. The record is from RefSeq and is a predicted model, not a curated record. The coding region runs from base 687 to 3956 and encodes 1089 amino acids. Gene Ontology annotation, cellular component: endoplasmic reticulum membrane. Gene Ontology annotation, biological process: GPI anchor biosynthetic process. The transcript is spliced from 11 exons. Gene Ontology annotation, molecular function: mannose-ethanolamine phosphotransferase activity.
AAGACCCAGGCGCCUCCGAUGCACUUCCGGGCGCCGUUCAAGGUGAGCUAGGGUCCCCGGGACCCCCUCAUCAACUCCCUCUCCGCGAAGGAAGGGGACGUUCCCGCCAGCUCGCAGCCUGGGUGCCCAGGACUGGGGUUAGGGUGCCCAGGCGGGGGCCGAGUAACCACCAGAGGAGGCAGAGCCGUUGGGACGACUGGAUUCCCGGCGAGGCCCCGCCGGCUGCAGACCCCACCGGCUCUCACCCGCUGCACCGAGGAGGUCGCGCCCCGGUCUGGCGAUCCUGGGUUUCCGGAAGCGGAGUGUGACUACCCCCCUUUCGUCCCUUCGGUCCCGCCAGGCGGCGCCGUCAGCCUGUCCCGCAGGGUUCCCCUGAGGCUGCGAGCCCUGGCCACCCCAGGGGUGUGGAGGUUGGCCAGGUGAGGUGGAGAGCCGGGCUGUCAGAGAGCAGGCUACCACUUGGACCGUUCCAGGUUGAUGCCCACAGUCUACAGCUCUCGCCUUCAGAAACACUGGUAUCACUGGUGGAGAGGAACAGUGCACUGGGUUGGCUGUGGAACUGCUUGAUCUUCAGGAAGGCUUCCGAGAGGAAGUGAUUCUAGCUGGGCUUUGUAUGGAGGCACCAGAAUACCCCGUGGUUCUUUGCCCCAGAGUGAUGCAUUCUCUGCCCUGCCGCCACCACUAGGAUGCAGAAGAUCUCAGUGCUGCUCUUCCUGGUCUGGGUCUGCUUCCUCUUCUACGCUGGCAUUGCCCUCUUCACCAGUGGUUUCCUGCUCACCCGUUUGGAGCUCACCAACCAGAGUAGCUGUCAAGAGCCCCCAGGCCCUGGGCCUCUGCCAUGGAGGAGCCAAGGGGAGCCGGGGGCCUGCUGGAUGGCCUCCCGGUUCUCCCGGGUUGUGUUGGUGCUGAUAGAUGCUCUGAGAUUUGACUUCGCCCAGCCACAGCGCUCACACGUUCCCGGGGAGCCUUCUGUCUCCCUGCCCUUCCUGGGAAAAUUGGGCUUCUUGCAGAGGAUCCUGGAGAUUCAGCCUCACCAUGCCAGGCUCUACCAAUCGAAGGCUGAUCCUCCCACUACCACCAUGCAGCGCCUUAAGGCCAUCACCACCGGCUCACUGCCUACCUUUAUUGAUGCUGGCAGUAACUUUGCCAGCUACGCCAUAGUGGAAGACAAUCUCAUUAAGCAGCUCACCAGUGCAGGAAGGCGUGUGGUCUUCAUGGGAGAUGAUACCUGGAAAGAUCUUUUUCCUGGAGCUUUCUCCCAAGCUUUCUUCUUCUCCUCCUUCAAUGUCAGAGACCUACACACAGUGGACAAUGGCAUCAUGGAACAUCUCUACCCAACAUUGGACAGUGGUGAAUGGGAUGUGCUGAUUGCUCACUUCCUGGGUGUGGAUCACUGUGGUCACAAGCAUGGACCUCACCACCCUGAAAUGGCCAACAAACUUAGUCAAAUGGACCAGGUGAUCCAGGGAAUUGUCGAACGUCUGGAGAAUGACACACUGCUGGUGGUGAUUGGGGACCAUGGGAUGACCAAGAGUGGGGACCACGGAGGGGACAGUGAGCUGGAGAUCUCGGCCGCACUCUUCCUGUACAGUCCCACAGCUCUCUUCCUGCGACCCCCACCAGAGGAGCCAGAGGUAAUUCCUCAAAUCAGCCUUGUGCCUACGCUGGCCCUGCUGCUGGGUCUGCCCAUCCCGUUUGGGAACAUCGGGGAGGUGAUGGCUGAGCUGUUCUCAGUGGUUGAAGACUCCCAGCCUCAUUCCUCUGCUCUGACCCAAGCUACAGCUCUCUAUCUCAAUGCCCAGCAGGUAUUUCGAUUUCUUCACACCUACUCAGCUGCUGCACAGGACCUCCAAGUUAAGGAGUUUCAUCGGCUGAAUAACCUCUUCUCCAAGGCCUCUGCUGACUACCUACGGCUUCUGCAGAGCCCCCAGGGGGCCGAGGCAGCACUACAGACUGUGAUUACUGAGCUGCAGGAGUUCCUGCGGGGAGUUCGGGCCUUGUGCAUUGAGUCUUGGGCUCGGUUUUCUCUGGUCCGCAUGGCAGGGGGUGCUGCUCUUUUGGCUGCUGCCUGCUUUCUGUGCCUGCUGAUAGCCCAGUGGGCAACAUCCCCUGACUUUCACCUCCCCCCUCUCCUAAUACCUGUGACCUGGGGCCUGGCUGGGGUUGUAGUGUGUGCUGGCCUUCUGGCAACUACUGAGCUGAAGCUGGAUCCAGUGGUUCUAGGGGCUGUGGCUGCAAUGGGUUCAGUUCUGCAUAUUCUGUGGAAAGCCUGGGCUGGCUGGGGGUCCAAGAGGCCUCUUGCAGCCUUGCUUCCCAUCCCCAGGCCUGUUCUAUUACUUCUGCUCCUUCGCUUUGCUGCUUUCUUCUCUGACAGCUUUGUUGUAGCCGAGGCCAGGGCCAUCCGCUUCCUUUUGGGCUCACUUAUCUUGCUCCUGGUUGCCCAGCUUCACUGGGAGGGCAAGCUGCUGCCACCUAAGCUACUCACAAUACCCCGCAUUGGCUUUCCGGCCCCAGCAGGCCCCUCCGGGCACAAGGGAACGCAUGCCCUGGGGCUUGGAGUUGGGUUGCUUUUGUGUAUAAGGCUAGCUGGGCUUUUUCAUCGCUGCCCUGAAGAGACACCUGCUUGCCACUCCUCUCCCUGGCUGAGUCCCCUGGCGUCCAUGGUGGGUGGUCGAGCCAAGAAUUUGUGGUACGGAGCUUGUGUGGGGGCACUGGUGGCCCUGUCAGCUGCUGUGCGCCUGUGGCUUCGCCGCUACGGUAAUCUCAAGAGCCCUGAGCCCCCUGUGCUCUUUGUGCGCUGGGGGCUGCCCCUCAUGGUACUGGGCACUGCUGCCUACUGGGCAUUGGCGUCGGGAGCAGAUGAAGCACCCCCACGUCUCCGAGCCCUGGUUGCUGGUGCAUCCGUUGUGCUGCCUAGGGCUGUUGCCGGGUUGGCUGCUUCAGGGCUCUUGCUGUUGCUCUGGAGGCCUGUGACGGCGCUGGCAAAGGCUACGAUGGGUGCUCCAAGGACCAGGACUGUCCUCACGCCCUUCUCAGGCCCCCCCACUUCUCAGGCUGACCUGAAUUAUGUGGUUCCUCAACUCUACCGACAUAUGCAGGAGGAGAUCCGGGGCCGGCUGGAGAGAACCAAAUCCCAGGGUCCCCUGACUGUGGCUGCCUACCAGUUGGGGAGUGUCUACUCAGCUGCUAUGGUCACGGCCCUCACCCUCUUGGCCUUCCCACUUCUGCUGUUGCAUGCAGAGCGCAUUAGCCUUGUGUUCCUGCUUCUGUUUCUGCAGAGCUUCCUUCUCCUGCAUCUGCUUGCUGCUGGGAUACCCAUCACUACCCCUGGUCCUUUUAUUGUGCCAUGGCAGGCAGUCUCUGCUUGGGCCUUCAUGGCCACACAGACCUUCUAUUCCACGGGUCACCAGCCUGUCUUUCCAACCAUCCAUUGGCACGCAGCCUUCGUGGGAUUCCCAGAGGGUCAUGGCUCCUCUACCUGGCUGCCGGCUUUGCUGGUGGGAGCCAACACCUUUGCCUCCCACCUCCUCUUUGCAGUAGGUUGCCCAUUGCUCCUGCUCUGGCCCUUCCUGUGUGAGAGCCAAGGGUCCCAGAAGAGGCGGCAGCCCCACGGGAAUGAAGCUGAGGCCAGAGUUGGGCCUGAGGAGGAGGAGGUGGAGCCACUGAUGGAGAUGCGGCUCCGGGAUGCACCUCACCACUUCAAUGUAGCACUGCUGCAGCUGGGCCUCAAGUACCUCUUUGUCCUUGGUAUUCAGAUUCUGGCCUGUGCUUUGGCAGCCUCCAUCCUCCGCAGGCAUCUCAUGGUCUGGAAGGUGUUCGCCCCCAAGUUCAUUUUUGAGGCCAUGGGCUUCAUUGUGAGCAGCGUGGGACUUUUCCUGGGCCUAGCUUUGGUGAUGCGAGUGGAUGGUGCUGUGAGCUCCUGGUUCCAACAGCUAGUUCUGGCCCAGCAGAGGUAGCUUAGGCUGUGGAUGUUGACUCCUGGCUAUGGGGAGAACUGGAGAACAAUCUAGUCUGGCCUGUAAGGGUGCUGGAUCAUCUGCAAGAGAGACUCAGCCACACCUCUUACCACCAUGCAGCCAGGAGCUACUGGCAUAUGGGACUUUAUUAUUUUAUAAUUAAAAAGCAUAGUGGGGCUUGA